AUGGAGCAGAAGGAAGAGAAACCCUCUGAGGAUGGGGCCACUGUCUCCCCAACCGCAGGAACUCCGGGGUCACUGGGAGGUGGAGCCUCUGCAGAGGGGGAGGCCAAAGGCACGGCGGGGAGCACCGUCACAGAGGGGCCUCCCGAUGGGGCAGGAAGGCAGGAAAGAGCUCUAGCCGGGGAUGGCGUGGCAGCUGAAUGCCAGGCGGAAGCCGAUGGGUUGGGUGAAGUUGAGGUGGAGCCCAAGGCGAAGGCCGAGCCUCCAGAGAAGGACGGUGGAGAGGAAGAGACCACAGCUGCUCCUCGGGAGCUGAGUGACGGGAAAGAAGAGGACAGAGCUGAACCCAAGCAGCCUGAGGGGAAAGAGGAGGCAGCGCAGGCCUCUGGGAAGCAGAAGGCUGGUGCGAAAGCAGCCGAGCCCGAAGCCGGGGAGAAAGGCAAGGUGGGUGACGAGGCCAAGGCUGAGCCCAAGCAGGCUGCUGGGGAGCCAGAGGCCACGGAGGCCUCUCAGGAGGAGAGCCACCGGGCAGAGAUGCCCAAGGCCGAAGCCCAGGAGAAGGCCGGUGCCCCAGAGGCCGAGUCGGACUCCGAGAGGAGGGCUGCUCCUGAAGCCGAGGCCAAGGCCGAGGCCGAGGCCGAGCCACAGGAGGGCGACCUGGAAGAGGCAGAGGUGAGUGAGGCGGAGCAGCAGUGGGAGGGGAAGCCAGGCAGUCCCAAUGAAGAGCAGGACCAGGGUGUGGAGAGAGAGUCAGAGGAAGGGGCAGGGGUGACCCCCAGCUCCCCCGAGGAGUGGCCUGAGAGCCCCACAGAGGAGGGCCACGGCCUUAGCCCAGAUGGGGUGGGCCCAGACACUGUAGCCUCUGGAGAGACCAGUCCUUCAGCCAGUGAGUCUUCGCCCAGCGAGGUGCCCCAGAGUCCCACGGAGCCCCCGCCCCCACAGGAGAAGAAGAAGGAGAAAGCGCCGGAACGCAGGGUGUCAGCCCCCGCCCGGCCCCGAGGGGCCCGUGCACAGAACCGCAAAGCCAUCGUGGACAAGUUUGGCGGGGCAGCCUCGGGCCCCACGGCCCUGUUCCGUAACACUAAGGCAGCCGGGGCGGCCAUCGGUAGCGUCAAGAACAUGCUCUUAGAGUGGUGCCGGGCCAUGACAAGAAACUACGAGCACGUGGACAUCCAGAACUUCUCCUCCAGCUGGAGCAGCGGCAUGGCCUUCUGCGCUCUCAUCCACAAGUUCUUCCCUGAUGCCUUCGACUACGCCGGGCUGGACCCCACAGAGCGCCGACACAACUUCACCCUGGCCUUCUCCACAGCAGAGAAACUGGCCGACUGUGCCCAGCUGCUGGAGGUGGAUGAUAUGGUACGGCUGGCAGUGCCCGACUCCAAGUGCGUCUACACCUACAUCCAAGAGCUGUAUCGCAGCCUCGUGCAGAAGGGACUGGUGAAGACCAAGAAGAAAUGAGCUGACCCAGCCUGUGGGCAGAGGUGGGCAGGACGCCCAGCUGGCCAGCCAUGGCCCCGAGGCUCACUUCUCUGCUCCAUGGAGACGGGAGAGUCGGGGCUCGGGCAAAGGGCAGGUGGCACCGGUCUUAGCACCAUUAAAAGUACUUUUGUAAAAUCCUGUCUGGCCCCUCAGCACGCCCUCCCUCCCCCACCCAGGAACCUCUCUCACUCUGGAAUAAACUCCGGCUGCCGGGGGCUGCUCACCUGAUACAAUCCUCUCAACAACCAUGAGAGGCAUUUGGGAAAGUUCAAUGGCCCGGGUCCUACUGCUAACCAGCUGUGUGACCUUGGGCCAGUGAGUUAACUUCUCUGAGCCUCAGUUUACCACCGGAAUGGGGAUAACAGGAGUCCAAACCUCAUGAAGGUGUUGCAAGGGUUAAAUGAGAUCAUGAAAAGAAAAAUAACCUUACCUGGCACCUGUCGCAUAAGUAUUCGAUAAGUGGUGGCCAAAAGUAAAAACAAAUCCUUCAUGGCGAGCCAUCUCUGGCACUUACCCCAAUUCUCUUCCCUCUUUCCACACUCCUCCCAGAUAAGGGAGUUCCAAGGCAGGGGCUGGAAUCGAGGACUCCCUAGAAAUCUCACCCAAAGUAGGCUGGUGGGGCCUACGCUGAUUUCUUUGGCUCAAAGAUACUCUACAUUCUGCCUCUUAAAAGCAGGUACUUUUCCAGUAGCUUAGAACCACUGCACCCAGAAAGUUCUUCCUUUGGGUUAAGUUAAUCCCUCCAUCUCUGGCUGAUGUUUUGGCUUGUUUUUUAUUUUUCCAUUGCCCAUUAGAGAUGAACCGCUGAGCUGAUGAUAAUGUCCUGCUAACAAUCCUGUCUGGCUUUAUCAGCCACUCGGAGAAUGUGUGCUGACGUGAACAGGCCAUGAAAAACACAAAAAUGAAAACCAGCCAGCUUGGCACUGCAGCAGGUGUGGACCCUGCCCUGACGGGCAGAGUGGACCUGGCAAUCCACUGAAGCAAUCCACUGUGCCUCUGUUCCCUCAACUAUAAAAUGGGGACAUUACCCUUCUGGAGGCGUUAACGGCCCCUCUGGCCAGGAGGGCCUAGUCCCUCGUGGCCCCACGAUGUCUGGAGUUACAUGAGGCUUGAGGCCAUCGGUUCAUGGCUGCUAAGUCCCCAGCCUUCUCCUCUCCUGAUGAA
This is a messenger RNA of Pteropus alecto (black flying fox), 2640 nucleotides long. It is a transcript of the gene SMTNL1, whose product is annotated as smoothelin like 1. Gene Ontology annotation, biological process: actin cytoskeleton organization. The record is from RefSeq and is a predicted model, not a curated record. NCBI's taxonomy places the organism in Eukaryota, Metazoa, Chordata, Mammalia, Chiroptera, Pteropodidae. The transcript has 7 exons. Gene Ontology annotation, cellular component: filamentous actin; microtubule organizing center. Gene Ontology annotation, molecular function: protein binding. Bases 1 to 1455 code for a protein of 484 amino acids.